AUGGCGCCCAAACACCCCGACGUCGGCAUCGUCUCCGCUGAUGAUGGAGUCGAUAUCGAGACUGCAUCCUGCAAGGUUGUCUCUGAGGCCACUCUGUCGCCUGCAGAGACUCGCCGUCUAGUGCGGCGCAUUGAUCUAUGCAUUCUCCCCAUCCUCUUCGUUUCCUACAUGCUUCAGUAUCUCGACAAGUCGGCAAUGAGUAACACUGCAAUUCUUGGGCUUCGGACCGAUUUGCAUCUGAGCGGCAGCCAGUACUCAUGGGCAUCCAGCAUAUUCAAUUUUGGAUAUUUGGCCGCCUCGGCUCCGUUCGCGCUGCUCAUGGUGCGGUUUCCCAUCGGGAAAUUCAUGGCUGUCUCUGUUUCGCUGUGGGCCGUCGUUCUUUGCUGCACAGGUGCCACUCAAAACGCUACUAGCCUGAUGGCAACUCGAUUUUUCCUCGGUUUCAUGGAAGCCGCAGUCGCCCCGGGUUUCAGCAUCAUCACUUCAACGUGGUAUACACGUUCUGAACAGCCUAUUCGCCACGGCGUUUGGUUCUUGGGAAACGUCGUGUCGGGCCUUUUUGGUAGUCCUCUGAUGUAUGCGUUUGGGCAUGUCAACAAUUACCCAGCCUGGCGGAUAGUUUUCUUCGUCUUCGGUGGCAUCACACUACUUUGGGGCAUUGCGCUCAUCUUCAUCCUCCCAGACUCCCCUAGUAAAGCACGGUUUCUGACCGACACAGCCAGGGUCCAAGCUGCUGAACGAGUCCAGAAAGACACCUUGAGAGGCAAUGAGGAUAACAAAUGGGACAUGAAGCAGAUGUGGGAAGCCCUACGUGACCCAAAAGCCUGGUUUACCGUGAUAAUCAUGCUGUGCGCAAAUAUCCCCAACGGUGGCAUUGGCAAUUUCGCCGCCAUUGUCAUCGAAGGAUUCGGAUUUACCCGAAACGAGACCUACCUCGUCAACAUGAUCGUCACCGCUUUCCAAGGCGGCUUCAUCGUGGUAUUCACACUCGCCAGCUCUUAUCUCAAAAACAUGCGUACCAUUUCCAUGGCUAUUUCCACUGUCAUUGCUCUCGUGGGCGCCGUGAUGAUACGGCAGAUUCAUAGCUCUAACCUUUGGGCUCGCUACUUUGGAUACUGUCUUUUGUCUGCUUAUACGUCCAAUUUCCCAUUGAUGCUGAGUAUGAAUGCCUCUAAUAUUGCUGGCAAAACAAAGAAAACCACAAUUAACGCUAUGACUUUCAUCGCCUACUGCGCCGGCAAUAUUAUCGGCCCCCAACUGUUCUUUGCAGAUCAAGCGCCCAGCUACCCUUCCGGGUUUGCAUCUAUGCUGGUCUGCUUUGCAGUUGGUAUUGUGGCUAUUCUCUUCUUGCGAUUCUACUUGAUUUGGGAGAAUAAGAGGCGCGAUGCCAGAGAAGGGCCUUUGGAUGUCGACGGUGGAGAUGCUGAGAAUGAACAGACGUUGGAUUUAACGGAUCAGCAGAUCCGUGGGUAUCGAUAUUUGUAUUAA
This is a messenger RNA of Talaromyces atroroseus, 1488 nucleotides long. RefSeq lists its product as hypothetical. The record is from RefSeq and is a predicted model, not a curated record. The transcript has 6 exons. Lineage: Eukaryota; Fungi; Ascomycota; Eurotiomycetes; Eurotiales; Trichocomaceae. The coding region runs from base 1 to 1488 and encodes 495 amino acids. Gene Ontology annotation, molecular function: allantoate transmembrane transporter activity; dipeptide transmembrane transporter activity. Gene Ontology annotation, cellular component: plasma membrane. Gene Ontology annotation, biological process: allantoate transport; dipeptide transport; tripeptide transport.